AUGAAGUUCACCACCGCAGCUGCUGGCCUCUUGGCCGCCGCUGGCGCUCUCGCCGCCCCUGUCGCUCAGCCAGAGGCUGAGAUCGAGACCCGCAACCCAGGUGGCAUCAACUACGUCCAAAAUUACAAUGGCAACGUUGCUCAAUUUAAGUACAGCGAGAGUGCAGGCACUUUCUCUGCCAAGUGGAGCGGCAACACCGACUUCGUGGUCGGCUUGGGUUGGUCCACUGGCUCUGCUCGCGCCAUCACCUACUCUGGUAGCUACAGCGCCGCCGGCUCGGGAUCCUACCUCUCCGUAUACGGAUGGUUGAACAGCCCCCAGACCGAGUACUAUAUCACCGAGAACUACGGCUCCUACAAUCCAUGCUCGGGUGCCACCUCCCUGGGUUCUGUCACAUCUGAUGGCUCCAGCUACCAGGUCUGCACCGACACCCGCACCAACCAGCCUUCCAUCACCGGUACCUCGACCUUCAAGCAGUUCUUCUCCGUCCGCGCGAGCAAGCGCACCAGUGGUACCGUCACGACCGGCAACCACUUCAAGUACUGUGAGUAUAGAGAAGCACGCGUGACCCUGAUAUGGAUGGAUUCUGACAAACAUUUCGCAGGGGCCACAAAGGGCUUCGGCAACAGCAACUUCAACUUCCAGGUUUUCGCUGCCGAGGCUUUCUCCGGCUCUGGUUCUGCUUCCAUCACCGUCUCCUAA
This is a messenger RNA of Recurvomyces mirabilis, 702 nucleotides long. RefSeq lists its product as uncharacterized. Gene Ontology annotation, molecular function: hydrolase activity, hydrolyzing O-glycosyl compounds. Gene Ontology annotation, biological process: xylan catabolic process. Lineage: Eukaryota; Fungi; Ascomycota; Dothideomycetes; Mycosphaerellales; Teratosphaeriaceae. The record is from RefSeq and is a predicted model, not a curated record. Bases 1 to 702 code for a protein of 233 amino acids. The transcript has 5 exons.